AUGGCUGGACGGACUGAAAACCUCCAUAUUGAUAUGCCUGGUGUUAGAGCGAAAGCAGCCAAAUCCAAGGUCGUAGCCGAUUCAUGGGAGGAUGAGGAUGCAGAUCUGGAUGCGAUGACGCCAACUGAUCCUUUGAGCCCAAGUCUACAACCAGUGCAGUCGAAUGCUGGUCCUAGUCCUCCACCACCGACACCCAUCUUCCCAUCAUCUGGACAAAGUUACGAUUGGGCCGCUGCAGGUGUCCUCGGUGGUGGCCGUCCCCAGCCUCGGUCAUUAUCUGGCCAAGAUACGCCGCGAUCUGAGAGUGAGAGACGGCCAGAGAAAACUACAGCUGCCGCAAGUCGCAUGAUCGCCGCUGGACUGGGCGUCAAAGCGCCGAAAAAGACCGAGGAGCAGCGACAAUAUGACCGAGCCACGAGGGAGCAGGAGAUCAAGCGCAAAAACCGAGAGAAGGAGGAGAGGGAGCGUGAACGGCGCGAAGAUGAACGGGCAAAGGCUGCUGUAUGGGAUGCAUGA
Cyphellophora europaea CBS 101466 is the source of this 516-nucleotide messenger RNA. RefSeq lists its product as uncharacterized. NCBI's taxonomy places the organism in Eukaryota, Fungi, Ascomycota, Eurotiomycetes, Chaetothyriales, Cyphellophoraceae. The record is from RefSeq and is a predicted model, not a curated record. The coding region runs from base 1 to 516 and encodes 171 amino acids. The transcript has a single exon.